ACUAGUCUUGCUAGCAGUGGUUAGGCAGUCCUUCGCGGAUGCACGAGGCCUUUGCCGUCCCGUCGAUAGCCAAUUGCGCUGCUGCUUGACGAGUUCGCAGCGCUUCGUUAUUGCCUGGUCUUGGCGGGCCUGAAGAAUCGAAGGCCCGCCAAAGCAAGUGUAAAAAGGUCCACAAUGGCCAAAGGUACAAAGUACUACAUAACAUAUAGAGUUCAGCUACAUUGUACAAUGUCUAGAUAGGCUGUGACAACUGUCAGUGUCCGUGACCUCGUCGUCCGAUCAGUGCUCGUCUUUGAUCCAUCCUGAUUCCGAUUCCCUGCGGAUUGUGGAACGAUGAGUGACUAAGCCAGCUCUUCAGUCCAGCGCUCGCCGAGUUAUGCUGAAUUGUACAUAAACCCGUCUAAGUACCAAACUUCAGAGACUCUGGCCUCCUGCAAGUCUGAAGCACCUCCGAAUCUUCGGCAUUGGAUCUGCUGCACUAUUUUCCUAGUUAUCCUGUUCGCAGACCCGACUUCUUCAGCACAACCCUGUAGUCCAUGUUAUCCAAGGUACAAUCUGCGGGCAUCGACUUCCACCAGCACAGGACCCUACUAGGUACUCUUGGUAGGGCGGCAAGGACAGCUGCGGCAAGCGGGACGUCGAGAGUACCUCGCGCAGCUUGACACAAGUUGCCUUGAGAGGUAUCGAGUGGUCAACACUCUAUACUCUCUGGGCCUAGGCUUUACCACGCUUGACAAUAUUUGAAUGUGACGUGACUCGACUGCAUUAGCUCUUGACCGGGGUGUAAAUUCUGGCGAGGAAGAAGGUCGGAAAAUUGAGGGGACCUCUGUACUCUCCUGCGGUAUAUCAAGGGGGAUGAGACGCGUGAAGAGCAGCUUGACCCCGAGCAGAUACUCAAUUUGUUCCUUCCAGGCCCUCUACAAUGAAACUUAUUGUCCCUAUUGCCUUGCUGGCAUCCAUGAUUGGUGCCCAUGGCUAAGGAGCCUGGAACUCCUGUUAUUACUUCGUCUUCACUGGACGUAUGGUCGGGCGACCUGCCCUGCUAAAAAUGGAGGGACUCUGACUCCUUCACUGAAUCUCUUGGACUUCCUCAGCAAUCGCAAUGGGAAUCUUCGCGUAGGUUGCUGCCACCUCGAUCCUCUCACUCGGCAUAAUGCUUAUUAUUGUGCUGGGGCUGAUACUGAUCACUUUUCUCUUCUAGUGCGAUGGAGGGUAGGAUUUCCUGUCCAUCCCUUGUUUGGGAUCUCGCUACUCACCUGACUUGAUUCCCAGUGGUUGUACGCUGCCUCCUGCAGGCACACCGAGUGUACGGUCUUGGGUUCUCUCUUUACAUGCGUGUGCUCAAACGACCGUGGCCGCUGGAUUAAAAGCGCUGUCGAUUUUGAGUAUGCCAAGUCCUCGAUUUCUCCCUGUUUGUGUAUCAGUCAUUUGCUAAGUGCUUGAAUACUUGCGUUACCAACCGGGAUGGCUACUUGACAUAUCGCUAAGCCCACCAACUUACCAAAGGUUCCACAGUAUUCAGCGGCUCGGAACCAAAUCCGUGAGAAAAACGAAGGUGCUUGGGAAGCAACGUUAAAAAUCAAGCCAUUACGGUUGGACUUUGUCAGAAGAUGGUGGAUUUCGUUGUGAUCUCAGCAGCACGUGCCACAAGCUAGGCAGCCCAGAAUUUGAAAAAUACCUUGCAGACUUACCACGACCUUCUCUUUCGCUAGUCACCAUGAUUCCAAAUCUUCUACAGGGUGUGGACUGGCGUGGAAUAAUACAUAUCAUACAUGGGACCCACCUUCUCUUGCCAAAGAACCCCACUGAAUUAUUUUUCCGACUUCGGUACGUCAAACUCUUGUAACGGAUAGCAGCCAGCUUUCCCGAAAAUAAUAAUAAUAAUAAUAAUAAAAUAAUAAUACACCGCAAUUAUAGGCCGUUCACUCUUCGCUUCAGAGACUUCCUGAGCCCGAACCUGAAGUUGAACCCCGGUCUUGGCAGGCACCGAUUUUUCCUUCUGCCUGCAGCCUCCUUCUCCUUGUAACGAUUACAUUUAUGGACCUUCGUUGUGGCCCCGCCUGUACGUGGCUCAACCGAUAGUGUUCGCGUUCAGCUCGGCUUUUAAAGCGCUCUGUUCUACCGUAGCGUCACCAUUGGAAUACGGCGGUUCUCAGUUCGAAUCUUUGGGCGAUCGUGCUGGCCGUUGAAUGGAUGAUCUUGAAGGGCGAGAUAAAAAUCUCACCUUUUGACCUGUCCUCAACCUUCAGCCAGCCUAUUCCUCACAUUUCACUGGAAACUGAACUCUCGUCAAGAUGGGUUCCAGUACCCAAGAGCAAAACGCCUCAGGGGUCGGGUGCAAUCCGGCCUUGACUGCUUGCAGUACAAAGCUCCGUGCUCACUUUUCUCCCACACAGCACAGGUUGCAAUUGACCCUUGACCUGUCGCAAUCACUUGCCACUGUUCUCGAGGGCGACAAUAGCCUUGCGCGGCAUUUUAAGAUUCCGCUUGCUAGUGACACGAUGGCGGGGAAGAUUGACGCUUUAUUUGGAAACAUUCAGCUUGUGAAGGACAACGAAGGGGAGGUUGACAAUGAUGUUCGCUGGCUCGACAUUGUCCUUGCACCAACAUAUACGCCCGAGCGACGAGAAGACGGCUAUUAUUAUUUACAACUGGAUGGCCGGAAGGGUUUGAUCCGGAUAACGGAAUCGGACCAUAACUUUAUCAAGUCAGGCCUUCCACAAAAACUUAUAAAUCCACGAUAUUAUCCGAGCGAUGUGCAGUCUGAGGAAGAGGCGAUGCGAUUAGUCGAGGAAUUAUUAUUGGACUUGAACGAACGUGCUUCACAGAUCAUCGACGCGAACAACGAUUGCCGGGCAAGAAUAAACCAAAGGCUCGAGACUCUUAGGCAACUCUCCCAAAGCACUCAGGAGAUCGACGAUAAAUUCAAGAAUGCAGGUGACCUGCAGGCUACUGGGCCUCCGGAACCAGCAAGACCAAGAGGAGUCAGAAAAAGCAAACCGCGAUCUACUCUGCCCUCAUGGGAGCCGCAGGAACUAGAUUGUUUACCCCAGUGGUUCCAAGAUCACAAGCAUCUAACAAAGAAACAAGUUGAGGCUGCAUUCAAAGCCGACUUCGGUAGAUCCCGAACUUAUGCUGCGAUCGUGGCUGCACAAUACCGGGCACGGAAUGACCAUGGAAAAGAUCGUGCAGGAUCGAAGCGGAAACUUCGCGCGGAUGAUUCUUUGCCACCGUCGACCGCCAACAAAUCCGCUCGUGUUGCAAUACCCGACCGUACCAAUCCAUUCUCACUUGCGUCCGAUCCGGAUGCCAGCUUUUCCGUUUCAUUUUUGACUCCUCUCAGAAGCCUCCGCAGCUCGGGAACAUCGAGCGGGGGAACCGCUGAGAGGCAAGAAUGUCCGGAGUCGUCCCAUCAAACCAUGCGCACUGAAGCAAUAACUCAAGAUACAGGAGAAGGGCCUUUGUGGAAUGAGUGCACGGUUUCCAGCGCUUCAAGAGCCGACAUAGAAGAUCUCGAUGCAACGGGUACCGCUGUCCUCCACCCUGUAACUGAACGGACCACAGCAGACGGCAGAUCAUCAGGAAGAGGCCACCAGCCGAUCGAACUCUGUCCUACUGGUACUCGAGAGAGGGAUGUAUCUAAUGAAGACGUCCCGGGCACGUACCAGGCGGAUAACGUUGCGGGUUCUCAGCCAGCAAAUCCACACCAUCAGUUCAACUCGGCUGCCAUAAGUGUAUCUACAAUAGCUGCCGAGAGUCUAGGUGCCCGAUCCCCCAAAAAAGGUUCCGGAGGUGACCAUUCGGCUACCAUUCAUGAUUUGCCUCUCGGCGGAAAUACAGCGGAUUCGACUCAGACUCGGUGUGAUGUAACCGGAGCUCGACCUGAGAGUAGAGGAAUCCAGCCGAAAGCUCGCGACGAUCCGGGUCCGACGCUUUUAUUACCCGUUCUCCAUCAACAAGAGCUAUCGCCGGCGACUACUGCCUCAGCGCAAACCACCAACCCGGUGAGACGUCCUCGGAAGCCAAGAGCUUCAGUUAAGGGGAAAGGAUCCGGCACCGGUUGUAUUACCUGUCGUCGCAGAAAAAGCGUGUGUGACAGACGGUCCCCUGCAUGUAAUACUUGUGUUAAAGCUAAGCUGUCGUGCGAGGGUUACAUUUUGCAGAAGCCCACAGGUCCAGAGGAGUCGUCUACUCCCCGCUCACAGGAAAACCAGUAUCAACAAGAAGUCCAUGGGAUCUCGACUAAUUCCCUCUACCAUGUUGUGGAAGGAGACACCGCUGUCAUUCAUGGACUCCCUGGCCCGCAACACGGCAUGAGCGUUGCCCGCACAGGUUCUCCUCGUUGGAUGCGGUUAAGCGGAAGUGAGGCCAGUCUCAGUUCUCCAAGUUUCGUAUUUGGGCAAGAAGCGCCAGGAGUCAGAGGGGAUUUAACUGCGGUCAAUAGGCUGCCGCCCCCGAUGAAUCCUGACACCGGUCCUCAAGUGAUACCACCAAUUGAUCAGGUUCUCAAUGGACAGUACGUGCCUUCAAAUCAGCCCGCGUUCCCGGAUUGGAGCCCCCAGGCUUGACUGGUAGCUGCCCCUGCACGAGGUGGCCAUCGUAACUCAUUGCCUAGCGCUCUAAGUCUUUAUUGGUAUGAGAUUUUCCAUUUGGAUUGAAUUUUCCACGCCUUAACUCCUAAUAGUUAUGGUAUCCAUUUUUUUUUUUUUUUGGUAAACCAGACCAUUAAUGUGCCAUUUUUCUUUCAACCUUCAUAACUUGUUCCGUUGGCACUAACAGCGUCGAAGCGCUCAAAAGAGAAGUCAGAAGCUUACGUGAGUCUCAGGGUGUUGUGGGACUAGCCGCUCCAAGUAACUUCACUGGCUUGCCUCUGUCUAACAAUAUAGAAAUGCAAUAAAUGCAGGGAAGUUGGGUUGUACUGUAUUUCCCUGACAGUAGGGCAAAUGACUCCCAUUCCAUAUACCAUUGCCAUGACACGCAAGAAUGGGAAAGGGCAAUUCGAACGGUUUUCGUGACAUCAGAAAGCUAUCGCCGCCCUACUGAGGUUACUUCAUUGAGCUCGAUUAUUCUAGGGUUUGCCUGUAGUGAGUAGUGAAUACAGCCACUUAUUGAUCACCCCUUGCCUUUCAUCGUGCGAUUGCCUUAAGCUCAGCGGUACCUGAAGGCAUGCCUUGUGGUUUUAACGGAGUGGAUGCCAGAGCACAUUGCUCAACGAGCUUGGAGAUAGUGGAACUCAACUU
Molecule: messenger RNA, 5240 nt
Organism: Aspergillus calidoustus
Lineage: Eukaryota; Fungi; Ascomycota; Eurotiomycetes; Eurotiales; Aspergillaceae
Source: the annotation of a GenBank genome assembly